AUGGCCGGAAGAAACGCUGGGAGGAAUGAUGAGGCUCUUGCUGCAGCUAUGCAGGCAACGGCUCAGGCGUUCCAGAACCCACCCAAUGCUGACGAGAACGUGGGGUCUCGUAGUCUGGCGACGUUUCAGAGGGAGAACCCGCCUACUUUUCUGGGUAGGUAUGAUCCUGAAGGAGCCUUGGCUUGGUUGAAGGAGAUUGAAAGAAUCUUCAGAGUGAUGGAUUGCACUCUUGUGCAAAAGAUCCUUUAUAGAACUCAUAAGCUGUCAGGUGAAGCCGAUGAUUGGUGGGUGGACACUCGUCUAAGGUUGGAAACUGCGGGCGAGGAGAUUACUUGGGAAGUGUUUCGUAGAGAAUUUUUGAGGAAGUAUUAUCCAGAAGAUGUGCGAGGAAAGAAAGAGAUUGAAUUCCUCGAGUUGAAGCAAGGGAACUUGUCAGUCACGGAGUAUGCUGCUAAGUUCACUGAAUUGGCUAAGUUCUAUCCUCACUAUGAUGAAGCCAAUGCCGAAUUCUCUAAGUGCAUCAAGUUUGAAAAUGAAUUGCGUCCGGAAAUUAAGAAAGUUGUGGGAUAUCAAAAGAUUCGCGUCUUUGCGAAUCUGAUUGAUAGUUGUAGAAUCUUUGAAGAGGACAACAAUGCACACUAUAAGAUCUUGUCUGAGAAGAGAGGAAGGGGUCAACACAGUCGUGGUAAGCCAUAUGAAACUCUGGUUGGAAAAGGGAAACAGAAAGUGAUUCCGGGUCGAAGAACAAGUGGGGGAGAUGCUCCUGCUAAUGUUAUCUGUUUCAAGUGUGGAAAGCCGGGUCACAAGAGUAAUGUGUGUAGGCUUGGUGAAACGAGAUGUUUCCGUUGUGGUAUGCCGGGACAUGCGGCUCGUGAUUGUAAGCAGAAGGAUGUUGUUUGCUUUAACUGUGGGGAAGGAGGACAUAUCAGUGCUAAAUGUCAGAAGCCAAAGAGGGGACAAGAGAGUGGUAAAGUGUUUGCUUUGUCGGGAACUCAGACUACAAAUGAAGAUGGACUUAUUCGAGGUACUUGUUUCAUUAAUAGCAUUCCUUUAAUUACUAUUAUUGAUACCGGUGCCACACACUGUUUUGUUGCUGCGGAUUGUGUUGAAAGAUUGGGUCUUUCUUUGUCUUCCUUGGGUAGAGAUAUGAUUGUUAAGGUUCCCGCUAAGGGAACAGUAUCCACGUCUCUUGCGUGUAAGAGUUGCCCCUUGUCAAUAUUUGGUAAAGAUUUUGUAGUUGAUCUUGUUUGUUUGCCGCUUGUCGGGUUGGAUGUAGUAUUGGGUAUGGACUGGUUGAAAUCCAACUAUGUUCAUAUUAAUUGCUACAACAACACUGUGAGGUUUUCUUCUGCCGAAGAAGAGGGAAGAACAAAAUUGUUAUCCAAGAAACAAUUGAAGGAGUUCAUAGAAGAAGACGCGUUGGUGUUCUUGUUGAUGGCAAGCUUGUCUGUGGAGAGUCAGGCUGUAAUUGCGGACUUGUCGGUGGUGUGCAAUUUCCCUGAAGUUUUUCCCGAUGAGAUUCCUAGUGCACCGCCAGAAAGAGAAGAAAUUGUAUGCUAA
Lathyrus oleraceus (garden pea) is the source of this 1560-nucleotide messenger RNA. RefSeq lists its product as uncharacterized. The transcript has a single exon. The record is from RefSeq and is a predicted model, not a curated record. Gene Ontology annotation, molecular function: nucleic acid binding; zinc ion binding. Lineage: Eukaryota; Viridiplantae; Streptophyta; Magnoliopsida; Fabales; Fabaceae. The coding region runs from base 1 to 1560 and encodes 519 amino acids.